AUGUUCACGACCCUUCACCCCGCUCCGAUCGCCAUCUGGCCCAAUGAUCAGGACACCCUGUUCGGGCGGCGUAUGACCCCGGCCGAGCGCCUCCGGCAACACCAGCGGUCACUUCAGAAGGCUCAGCGUGAGCUGGAGCGUGAGCGUGCUAAGCUCGAGCAGCAGGAGAAGAAGACGAUGGCCGAUAUCAAGAAGAACGCCAAGGCCGGUAACAUGAACGCUUGCAAAAUCCUCGCAAAGGAUCUUGUCCGGACUCGGCGGUACAUGCAAAAGUUCACGCAGAUGCGUGUGCAGCUGCAAGCGGUGUCGCUGCGGAUGCAAACGCUACGGUCGAACGAGAGCAUGGCGCAGGCCAUGCGAGGCGCAACCCGCGCCAUGGGCCAGAUGAAUCGCAGUCUGAACCUGCCGCAGAUUCAGCGCAUCAUGAACGAGUUCGAGAAGGAGUCUGCGACCAUGGAUAUGAAGGAGGAAAUGAUGAGCGACGCCGUCGACGAUGCGAUGGAGGACGAGGAUGAGGGUGAAGGCGAGGACGUCGAGAGCGAUAAGAUCCUCCGCGAGGUCUUCGACGAGAUUGGCAUGGGCAUGAACGAGGCGCUGGCGUCCGCGCCCACCGCGAACCCAAUGGCGAACGAGCCCCUCCAGUCAUCCCGGGUUGCUGUUGCAGAGGGGGGACCUGGACCGUCGUCUGGACCGCCCUCUGCCGGGGGCGGUGGCAGCAAGGAGGAGGACGACCUUCAGCGGAGACUCGACAUGCUGCGCCGGGACUAG
This is a messenger RNA of Trichosporon asahii var. asahii CBS 2479, 768 nucleotides long. Its product is annotated as class E Vps protein of the ESCRT-III complex, Did4p. Lineage: Eukaryota; Fungi; Basidiomycota; Tremellomycetes; Trichosporonales; Trichosporonaceae. The transcript has 3 exons. The coding region runs from base 1 to 768 and encodes 255 amino acids. Gene Ontology annotation, cellular component: ESCRT III complex; multivesicular body. Gene Ontology annotation, biological process: protein transport; late endosome to vacuole transport; endosome transport via multivesicular body sorting pathway. The record is from RefSeq and is a predicted model, not a curated record.